This is a messenger RNA of Penicillium brasilianum, 629 nucleotides long. NCBI's taxonomy places the organism in Eukaryota, Fungi, Ascomycota, Eurotiomycetes, Eurotiales, Aspergillaceae. The record is from the annotation of a GenBank genome assembly.
UCCAGAUCGUCGGCUAUGACUAAGGCAAGGACACAAAGUGUAUAAAGCCACUUCCCGCGCGCGCCUCCCGCCAUCUUGCCAUUACCCAACGCAAACGAGCAAGAAAGACUGUCGUUAUACAUUUUUUCUAUCGCAUCAUUCACAAGAAUUUUUCACAAAAAGCCACUAUCCCUCAACUCACCCAACAUGUGUAUGAAGGCUCACUGCUCUACCUGCAACAAGGUCACCUGGUGGGGGUGCGGAAACCACAUUCCCUCUGUGAUGGACUCGAUCCCCGAGAGCGAGCGCUGCACUUGCACUCCUCAGGUGGAGAGGGAGGGAAAGAAGUAUCCUCCUAAGGCUGCCAAGGCCGGUUGACUGCAAGGUUGCGUGAUUCUUUAAGUGGGUGUAUGGAGUGGUGGUAUGCGGCUCAUAAGUGGCGCUAGGGGACCAGAAAUCAAUGGAGUUAUUUACCAUGAAUUGAGACUAGUAUUACGAGCGAGCCUUUUUGCCUGAUGCCCCUCCCGAUUAAUGAUACCCGAGUCUUUGAAAAAGACAUCGAUCGGCACAUCUGUUGUAGACCCUGUCUCUUGGGGCAUCUCAUCAUUCCUAUGGUUUAAAAGCGUGAGUGGCUUGAAGUUCUUCGAUAG